Lytechinus variegatus (green sea urchin) is the source of this 2811-nucleotide messenger RNA. Its product is annotated as cryptochrome-2-like. Gene Ontology annotation, biological process: entrainment of circadian clock by photoperiod; circadian regulation of gene expression. Lineage: Eukaryota; Metazoa; Echinodermata; Echinoidea; Temnopleuroida; Toxopneustidae. Gene Ontology annotation, cellular component: nucleus; cytoplasm. The transcript has 12 exons. Bases 60 to 2012 code for a protein of 650 amino acids. The record is from RefSeq and is a predicted model, not a curated record. Gene Ontology annotation, molecular function: DNA binding; FAD binding.
UGGUUAUAUAGGCUGAUCUGAACACUUGAAAAUAUCAUUCUUUUAUUGGUAAUAUCGCCAUGAGGGUCCUUCUCGUCUGCUGCAUUGUCGCCCUGCUAGCCGUUCAGGCACAAGGUGCUUGGCCAUGGGACCGGCUCUUCGCCCCGAUCCCAUCGACCACGCCCCCACCAACCACGGACCCGACCCCGGUCAUUGACACAUCGGAUGUUCUCGAAGCCGAUUCCAGUGUCGAUUUCUGGGACGAUGUCUACGAGCGCGCCGUCAACGAAUACGGGCCCGUUGACGUCCCCUACUACGAGAACAGUCCUUGGAGCGUGUCCUCGCUGUUGUUGGGGCUAGGUGAUAACAUCGCGUCUGUACUGCCGCAGUUCUUCCGUGACGUGUGGUACUACGGUCCCUCGGAUAGGGAGGUGUUUGUCCCUCAGGUUCAACCUGGAGAGAUGCCAUACAACAGCACCAUCCAUUGGUUCCGUAAGGGUCUUCGUAUCCAUGACAACCCUGCCCUUCUGACAGCCAUCCAGGGCACAAAGGUCUUCCGGCCGGUCUUCAUCCUAGAUCCGAACUUCCUCGAGUCUGGCAAGGUUGGCAUCAACAGGUGGCGCUUCCUCCUGGAAGCUCUCCGGGACCUUGACUACAGCUUCAGAGCUUUGGGAUCCCGGUUGUUUGUGGUUCGUGGGAACCCUACAACGGUGUUCCCCGAGCUCUUCAAGAAAUGGAAUGUGACCCGUCUGACCUUUGACGUUGACACCGAGCCCUACGCACGCCAGCGCGACCAGGAAGUGAUAGAGCUCGCCAAGAAAAACGGCGUUGAAGUCGUCACCAAAGUCUCCCAUACGCUAUAUGACACUGAGAGAACGAUCAAAGCCAACAAGAACAAACCACCCAUGACAUACCAGAGGAUGGUCGGCCUGCUGUCUGAGAUCGGAGCACCUGCACUUCCGGAACUGGCCCCACAGAUUUCCAACUUCACAGGAGUAACAACCCCUGUCAAGCCUGACCAUGAUAGUGUAUAUGGGGUACCAAGCCUGGAGGACCUGGGCCUAGAUGCUUCAGGUCUUGGACCACGUCUGUACCCUGGUGGGGAGACCGAGGGACUCCAACGCAUGGAGCUUCAUCUUGCCAGGAAGUCAUGGGUGUGCGGAUUUGAAAAACCAAAGACAAGUCCAAACUCCUUAGAACCAAGUACAACGGUUCUUAGUCCUUACCUCAAAUUUGGCUGCCUUUCACCAAGGAAGUUCUAUUAUGCAAUCAAAGAGGUGUAUGCACAGAAGACCAACUGCACCAAGCCUCCUGUUUCCCUGAUGGGCCAGCUGAUCUGGAGGGAGUUCUUCUACACCGUUGCGGCGGGAACGCCAAACUUCCACCAGAUGGAGGAGAAUCCAAUCUGUCUUCAAGUUCCUUGGGACGAUAAUCCAGAAUUCUUGGCCGCCUGGAAGGAGGGGCGCACUGGUUACCCCUACAUUGAUGCCAUCAUGACCCAACUGAGGAACGAAGGCUGGAUCCAUCACCUUGCCAGACAUUCUGCUGCUUGCUUCCUCACCAGGGGUGACCUCUGGCAAAGCUGGGUCAAGGGUCAAGAGGUGUUUGAUGAGCUGCUAUUGGAUGCUGACUACAGCCUCAAUGCAGCUAACUGGAUGUGGCUGUCAUCAAGUGCUUUCUUCCACCAAUACUACCGGGUCUACAGCCCCAUUGUGUUUGGCAAAAAGACGGAUCAGAACGGAGACUACAUCAGGAAAUACAUCCCAAUCCUGGAGAGGUUCCCAGCCCAGUACAUCUACGAGCCUUGGACCGCUCCACGCAGCGUGCAGGAGGCGGCAGGGUGUAUCAUUGGGAGGGACUACCCACGACCGAUCGUUGACCACAGCGUCGUCUCUAAGAGAAACAUUGGGAGGAUGAAGGAUGCGAGAGCUUGCCAGCCAGGGAAAUCAGCAGAAAAGAGACCAACUGACGCGUCAAACAAGAACAGCAACGGCAAAGUCAGAAAGAUCACCUCAAUGCUGAAGAAGAAAUAAACUGGACAACUUGCAGUGGUAUGGUGCAAGAUUCUACUACACAUUCCAAAAACAUUUUAGACAGGGAUACGAUCCCAUUAUUAUUUCUUUUGUAAAAAUUAAUUAACUCUAUGUUCUAUAACCUAUUUUGUCUCUGACUCUUCCCUUUAACAUUAUGGGAUGUAUGCUCCUUGAAACCAAGGCAACGCUUCAUAUGUUAGCAAUGUUAUGUUCAUGUAAUGAAAUAAAGCGAAUGAUUCAUUAUAGUUUUAGGGUGAAAUAGGGAUUUCAGCAUCUGAUCCAUCAGUGAUUGCUUUGGGCUAUACAUUGAUAGAAGUAGAGCAUUAGAUAUUUUUCCUUAUCUGUAUAUUUUGCACUUUUUUUAUCUUAAAGUAUUGCUACUGAAUAGUAAUUCUUGUUCGUAAAGUAUGUAUUUAUUUCAGUCUUUUUUCAGUCAGAAGAAUUAGCUUAGCAAAGUUUAAUCUUGGUAGUAUAGAUCAGGGCUGAUAUAGAUGACCCUUUUUUCUAUUAAAAACAUGGUUUUUUUAAGUUGUUUUGUUUACAAAAUGACUUCAAUAGAACGAUAUUUGAGUAAACAAUAUAUUACCUAAGUAAGUGUGUGAAUUUUCUACAGAUGAAGUGCUAGUGAUGACCAAAUUAAUAGUGUGUGAAUCAGAUGAAGAUUAAUUGCUCAAUUUUCAGGGAAGACAAAAUAUUUGAUAGAGUUUAAAGAAAAUUUAUUCAUAUGUAUGUUCUUAGAAUCACCCACGCAGUAUUGUAUUCAACUUAAUAUUGCAAUUAUAUUACCAAGAGGAAUCAU